Molecule: messenger RNA, 1306 nt
Organism: Neoarius graeffei (lesser salmon catfish)
Lineage: Eukaryota; Metazoa; Chordata; Actinopteri; Siluriformes; Ariidae
Gene: nanp
Product: N-acetylneuraminic acid phosphatase
Exons: 3
Coding region: 55-780 (241 amino acids)
Molecular function (GO): hydrolase activity
Source: RefSeq, a predicted model, not a curated record
UUAAAUCAACAUCUGAAGAGGAAUAACACCGGUUCUGAAGGUCCCCUACUCGACAUGGAGAAAGGCAGAAUAUCAGCGAUACUGUUCGACCUGGACAACACUCUGGUGGACACAGCAGGAGCAGGACAGCUGGCCUUACACCAGGUAUGUGAGCUGUUGAGAAGUAAGCUGAAGGACACAAACCCCAGCGAUAUUUGUAAGCGGUUUACCCGUAAACUUCAUGAGGAAAAGUUUGACCCAUCUGCAGGCAAAACAAUAGACGACGUGCGGAUAAAUCACUGGCACGAGGCCCUGCAGGAAGCAGAAAGUGUGGAUCCUGGCCGUGCUCUGGCCUCAGACUGCUACUACACUUGGAAAACCGCACGUCUCCAGGUACUAGAAUUUUCUCCUGAAGUUUUAGCCUUGCUGCACGAGCUCAAGCGCUCAUACAAACUGCUACUGCUGACGAACGGUGAUGCCCAGACGCAGCGGGAGAAGCUGGAGGCGGUGAGAUGUGAGGGACUCUUCAGCGCAAUGGUAGUAGGAGGAGAACAUUCUGAGCAGAAGCCUGCAGUCUCUAUUUUCUCACACUGCUUCAAGCUGCUGGGAGUGAAGCCACAGGACUGCAUCAUGGUCGGAGAUUCACUGGACACGGAUAUCCAGGGUGGAUUUGAUGCAGGGGUUCGAGCUACAGUGUGGAUUACCAAGAGCACAGACGUUCUUCCAGAGAAUAGUGUGACUCCUGAUUACACCAUUCACUCUGUGCUAGACUUGCCUAAUGUUUUAGCCAAGUUGAAAUGAUUAUCUUAAAUGAUACGAGUAGUCAUUUUUUUAAUACACUCCAUCUUUGUUUAUUCCUAACUCUAUUUGUGAGAUGCUGAAACAUGUAAAUUUCCCCACCAACGAAUGAAAAGUAUCUAUCCAUCCAUUAUCUGUCACGGGUAAGCUGGAGCCUAUCCCAGCUGACUGUGGGCGAGAGCCGGGGUACACCCUGGACAAGUUGCCAGAUCAUCACAGGGCUGACAUACAACCAUUCAUACGUACGGUCAGUUUAGAGCCACCAGUUAGCCUAACCUGCAUAUCUUUGGACUGUGGGGGAAACCGGAGCACCUGGAGGAAACCCAAGCAGACACGGGGAGGACAUGCAAACUCCAUACAGCAAAGGCCCUCGUCAGCCACCAGGCUCAAACCCGGAACCUUCUUGCUGUGAGGCGACAGUGCUAACCACUACGCCACCGUGCAGCCCUGAAUAAACUUGAACAUAUCUAUGCAUAUUGUCAAUUUUAUAACUUUUACCAAGUUUGAAUAAACACUAUUACAAAUGUUA